Vicia villosa (hairy vetch) is the source of this 1128-nucleotide messenger RNA. RefSeq lists its product as uncharacterized. The record is from RefSeq and is a predicted model, not a curated record. The transcript is spliced from 2 exons. Bases 426 to 842 code for a protein of 138 amino acids. NCBI's taxonomy places the organism in Eukaryota, Viridiplantae, Streptophyta, Magnoliopsida, Fabales, Fabaceae.
UGCCACUACGAAAACAGAAAAGCAACAAACAACAAAUACCUAAUUUCAAUUUGAAUCCUUCUCCAAUUUAACUAUAUAUACUCCACUUUCCUCUUUUUCUUUCCCCCAAUCCCUUUCUUUCCAAUUUCUCUCUGAUCUUCUUGAAUGCUAGAAACCCUUUUCCCCUUCGAUUUCAUGCGCUCCCUUUCACCGUCAACAACGGCGAGCGCUCUCUUCCUUCCAUCUCUCUUCCCUUUCGCUUCCUGCAUGCAAGGUUGGCAUUAUCGCUGCCUCGGUCUCGAUCCAUCAAAACCCUAAAUCAACCAUUUUCCACAUUCUUUUGAAAUUCUUUACGAAUUUCAACUCAAUUUCGUAGGGUGUAGUUUGUUGUUUGUGUUUUUUUUUGGAUUUGUGAUUUGUAGUGUGUGGUAAUUAAUACGGACACAAUGUUGUUGAGCAAGCAUAAGAAGAAUCACAACGCCAAUGGCGGCAAGAGGCUGUUGGUUAGCAUCAAUGUGCUGGGAAGUGCUGGCCCAAUUCGGUUUGUUGUGGAUGAGGAGGAGCUUGUUGAGGCUGUUAUUGAUACUACUUUGAAGUCCUAUGCACGUGAAGAACGGUUACCGCGACUGGGGAGUGAUCAUAGAGAUUUCUUUCUCUACUGUCCUCAUCAUGGAUCUGACGCGGCUUUGAGUCCAUGGGACAAAAUCGGAUCACACGGAGCUCGGAAUUUCGUGUUAUGCAAGAAGCCACACGCUACAAUUGAAGCAGCUGAUAACGGAAGUGGGACUUCGUCUCUUUCACGCAGGGGGAGUGGUAGUUGGAGGUCUUGGUUCCACCUCAACAUUAAAAUUUCUUCCCAUUAAUGAAUCAACUUGAAAUUGGGGAUCAAACAUUUGCUACAAUGUUUUACAUGAUUGUUGGGUAAAAUUACUUUUAUGAUUCAUCUUGGCUGUGUUUGUUUCUAGGUUGUCUCUGUUGGCACUAGCUAGAGACAACAGCUUUGAAUUCUGGCAAGAAUAAAGUUUUUCUGAUGUAUUUGGUGAUGAGCCUUUGAAUUUUUGGUGGAAUAAACUUUUUGUUAUGAACUAGUAACAAACCAUGCAAGGGUUAUAGUUUGGUACGAGCAUUUGUUUAGAUAAUAUAUUUAUU